CAGUUGCGGAUGGUGACCACGCUGAGAGGGGUUGUGAGGUGUUCAAGAUGGCGGCGCCCUGUGGAGUGCAGUUGCUCUAACAGAGGCGUUUCCAGAUGAGUGAAUGUCUUUUGCAGUGGUGCCUGGAGACGGGAUCGACGGCCGCCCAGGGACACCUCCAGGCUGGAUGCCGUGAGAGUGACGUCUGAGAGCCGCACCCUAGUCCGUUUUAGAGACACCCGCCACCAGUCUCUCCCCUGCUGUCCAGACCAUCAUGUCCAGGGAGCAGCUGAACGUGGGGGAUCUCCUCCCACUACUGGAGACCUCGGACCUCCGCCAGCUGGAUGAGAUCAAAGGCCUUAUCAAUGAACACCUCAACACAGAUCGAGGGUCUGUGCUACUGAAUGGUUUGGUGGAUUAUUUCCUGGAGACUAACUCCGCACAGGCAGUGCACAUCCUGUCCUCAGUAAGAGAGCCACACGAUAAGCACCUUUUUGAUAAAAUGAAUGAAUGCAUGGGUAAAGCCCAGUGUCGCUUGCCCACUCUCACUCUACUGGGGCACGUCGUCCGUAAGCAGCCAUCUUGGAUCCACAAGAUCGCUCGCUAUCCGCUGCUGCUAUCUCUUCUCAAAUGCCUCAAGACAGACACAGAUGUUGUGGUUUUGAUUACUGGGGUCUUGGUGCUUAUCACUCUUUUACCCAUGAUUCCCCAAGCUGGCAAGCAGCACCUUUAUGAGUUCUUCGAUGUGUUUGGCCGUCUGGCCUCAUGGAACCUGAGAAGCCCGGGACACAUGCCAGAGGUUUAUCUCAUCCACUUGCACGCCAGCGUGUACGCACUCUUCCAUCGGCUGUAUGGGAUGUACCCCUGCAAUUUUGUGUCCUACCUUCGUUCUCAUUACAGCAUGAAGGAGAACAUGGACACCUUUGAAGAGGUUGUCAAGCCAAUGCUGGAGCAUGUAAGAAUACACCCAGAGCUAGUAACAGGAACCAAGGACCAUGAGUUGGAUCCCAGCAGGUGGAAGAAGUUCGAGACCCAUGACAUUGUCAUUGAGUGCGCCAAAGUCUCUCUGGACCCAAAAGAGGCGUCCUGUGAAGAGGGCUAUGCCACCAUGCCAGAGCAUUUCUGUGCCCAUUUACAGCAACGUCCGGGUGAAAGCACUGCCAGUCCGUACGCUGACUUUCACAGUAGCUAUGGAAGUUCUUCCUCGACUCAUUUCUCCACCCCUCGUCAGCCUGCCGUCCCUCCUCUGCCCCUGUCUACUUUCUCAGGGACUCAGCCCCCCUAUCGCAGUCCUACUGGGACCCGUCGGCAGAACUCCAGCUGUGAAUUUAAUGCUGCAUAUGGCGGUAAAGAUUCCCUCUGGAGCCCCUCCUCCCAGUGUGGCAUGGCCACGCCUCCUUCCUCUCGUGGGAUGUCGCCGAACCCGGAACUGUCCCAGAGUGCCUCUCACCUACCCAGCCGCCUCUACAGUACACCUGCAGGUGGAAAAGGCACUCCAUCCUCCAGCACACCCGCGACCGCCUCGCCUCCUCCCAGCCUCUCAGACGAGUUUCCCCCCAUGUUGCCGCAUCGCAGCACUGCCAGCCCGUCAUGCAAGGAUGCUAGACCUUUAGACCACAACAAACCUGCCCUGGUCAGGCAGGAACCAAUCAGAGAGUCUGAAGUGAUCAAUCACAAAGAGGGCAGAAGUGAGAAAAUGCCCAUGACGCUGACCGAGCUCUCAGUCUACAUGAAGGAACAGGAGCAGAUGAGGAUCGAAAAGGAGCGGGAGGAUGCUGCCAUCACAGAGGAGCUUCAGAAACUCACUGAGGACAAGCGUGAUGUAGCUGCUCUUCGUGGCUUUGACUCUCCCUUCUUCAGCACCACAGAGACCCUGACCGGAGCCCAGGAAAAACCUGCACACUAUUCAGUCCUGGGCGGCUCGAUCAGAGACCCUCAUAAUGCCAUCUCCACACCCGAUAAAUCCGAGACCAGAGACAAGGGCAGGGUCAGCAGAGGCACAUCCCAGGAGCAUCCUUGGUCCUUCCAACCAGUGUUCACGCCUAUCGAGCACCCAGCGCACAGCCAUCUCCAUCGGAGUCCCUCUGCGUUAGAGGACGAAGCCCUAAAAUUUGGCUUGUGCUCCCCGAGUCCGUGCAAACCUCCGCCGGUGCCGUACGAGGCCCUGUUUGACAUGGCCCUGCCCCGGACGGCCUUUUUGUUUGUGGAGAGAAAGACCUCAGAGAUUGUGCAACAAGUAGCUUUAGAGAGGUGCCAGAGAGGUGAUGUGUUAAAGCAUGGGGAGGAGGACGGUAUGGAGGGGGUCAUGUCUCCUUCUCCUUUGGAGGUGCUGGACCGCCUUGUGCAGCAGGGUGCAGACUCCCAUGAUAAAGUGCUAAAGAGAUUACCCCUGCCAAGCAAGUCAGCUGAUUGGACACACUUUGGAGGUUCUGUUCCUCUGGAUGAGUUGCAUACACUGCGUAGUCAGCUGCUGCUCUUACACAACCAGCUGCUGUACGAGCGAUAUAAGCGAGAGCAGCACGCCGUACGUAACCGGCGUUUGCUCCGCCGCAUCAUCAACGCCACCACACUCGAAGAGCAGAACAAUGCUAUGAAGGACCAGCUGAACCUGCAAAGUGUGGACAUCAUGUCCCUGAGGGAGAGCUUGCAGGUGGAGCAACAGAGAUACAGGCAGCUGUGGGAUGACAGAGAAACGGUAGUGACGCGCCUGCACGGCCAGAUACGCCAACUACAGCAGGCCAGAGAUGAUUACUACACCAAAAACCAAGAGUUACAGAGUAAGCUACAAGAAAGCCAGAAGCGAAUAGGCGAUAUGGAGGCGGAGCUUCAGAGGGCAAACAAUGAGGUGUGCCAAACAGGGCACCAGCUGAACCAGCUCACUGCUAAGUUGUCAACGAGUGAAAGUGUUCAGCAGCAGCUCAGCUUUCUGAACAAGCAGCUGUUGCUUUUGGGUGAAGCUCAUAAACUGUGUGUCCAGGAGCUGCAGCAGGCUGGACCAGACAACAGCAAGGAGGUGCAGAUGCUCCAAACAUCAUGGGGAAAGGACACAGAGCGUCUAAAGCAGAAUCUGUUAUUCCAGAACCAAAAGCUGGACGCUGCUCAGCAGAGAGUGGCCGAGCUGGAGACGCUACUCUCGAAGAAAGAGCAUCUGGUUGCAGAGCAAAAGAAGUUUCUAGAGGAUGUAAAGGUUCAGGCCAGAGGUGAGCUGCAGGCAUCUGAGAGCAGGUACCAGACCCAAAGACGGAUAGCACUGGCCCUACAGGCUGAACUUUUGCAGCUGUACAGCAGGCUGGAGACUGAGAAAUCUUCUAGCACUGCUUCAGUCUUAACAGCAGAGGGCGCCGCUGAUCCUCGCAGUUCUACAGAGCCUAAUGUCAUAGUGGUGGACCGGCCAGUGAAAACAGCCAUCAAGGAGGAGGGAAAAUCUUCACACGGCAACGGCAGCACUUUAUCGCCAGGUCAGCCCAAAUCCAGUCCGACUGCAGCCAACUCUUUAAAUGGGAGUCGAGACACUCCCCCACCUGUCCUUGUGGAACCACCCCCUCACCGUCCUCAUUCUCCACUGGGGCCUCCAGGACCCCUGGUCCAUGCCGGGGCACCGGUCACUGUAGGCUCCUACCCCAGUGCCAAAAGCUUCCUGGGCAUGCGGGCAAGGGAGCUGUUUCGCAACAAAAGCGAGAGCCAGUGCGAUGAGGACGAAGCUCCUCCUCCCCGUCUCACUGGCCUAUCGCAGGGCCUGAAGACUGAGCUUUGCGUGGAACCGACAGCGAAGACCACGCCAAGCGCUCCUGGGUCCGCCUCUGCACAGAGCUUCACUCUCAUCACAUCUGCUAAAGAACCCAACCCUGGUUCGCAGCGAGACACAUUCGACUCAAGGUGCCCGGAGCGGCCCAGGCAGCAGCCGUUAAGGAUCAUGGACUAUAAUGAAGGUCACCAGGGGAGCAGCUAAAUGGUUGGAUAGGCUGGAUGGUGCAAAUUUAGAUAUUAGAGUGUAAGGCAAGACUCUUUCAAUUUUCAGUGUUAUUUGUCCUAUUUCCUCAAGUUGACAACAGGAUUUGGAGUUGGGAAAUCCUUCCUAAAAAUGGAAGCGUGGUGAAUGUGGUUUCAGAGAUGGUCACACAAUGGUCCUACUUAAUUUUACCCUAUAAAUGUUGCAAUUACAUCUAUUAUUUUUGCUAAUUUAUCAGCGUUCUCACCAUUGCAAGUGAAGCUGUAAGUUUAUGGUAAUAGAAGCAAUAUAAUUUAAGUUGUAGUGAUUGUACCGUCCUUACACCCUUAUAGGUCAACAGGAGUCAGUGUUUCUUUUUUAUACCGUCAGGUUUUAACCUAGACAUUUUCAAGCGCUAAUACAGUAUCAUGUUUAUCUUUAUCAUUUUUUUGGAUGUAAUGUGUGUGUGUGUGUGUGUGUGUGUGUGUGUGUGUGUGUGUGUGUGUGUGUGUGUGUGUGUGUGUGUGUGUAGCCUACCAUUGGCAUAUAAGGAAGGCCUGUAUCCCAGAUUUAAGGCUAAGACUAAUCCUGGGUUAAAUUGCACUGUUGUUUAAUUAAACAUCCCUUUGGGCCUAAUCUGGGUGUAAAAAUUGGAUUAUAGAUGUUACAGCCAAAACAAAAAGAAGGUCCGGAAUGUUUAGAGAAGUUUCUUAUAUGAAUAGAAUUUUUAUAAUUAUUUAUUUUUGUCAUCUCUUCCCAUUUGGGAUUUGCAGCUUUGGAAAGAGAAUCGCGUUACUCACCACUGCUUUUAAAAGUUCAAUUAUUAUUUAGACAUUGCCAUCAAAGUGUUUUCCAAACCUCUCUCCAUAAUCUCUUCUGAAGUAAUAUAAGUCUCUAUUAUAAUGUUGUUAUAAUUAUUAUUAUAUGAAAUCUAGAUAGUGGCCAUUAUCAAGCUUUACCCUAAUAGUCAGAUUGAUAAAAUUUCAAUACUCACCUUACAUCUUAAGGCAAGUUAUCAUCAUUAACUUUUUAGUAGUUAAUAAUUCAGUACAAUAAAACUAAAACAGAUUGAAAAAUAUAUAAUGCAUUUCUUUACUGUGCUAAAUGGUACCACAUUUUGGCAGAAUGAUGACUUGCCAGCUUUGGUGACCUUUGUAUUUUACCCUCUCACUUUAGUGUACUACAUUCAUUUGAAUGUCAUUACUAAUUUGCCUUUUGUGUGCCAAAUACCUAAGACGUUGUUAUGUAGAGUUUAUCUGUACUGUAAAAUGUAAAGUUCUUUAUCAAUUAGCUUAUUUUUUUGGAAAGUGAGGACAUUAUUUGUUAAAGUUUUGCUCCACUGGAAGCGAGUAGAUUGUAGCAAUGGCAACUUUUUAACGUAAUUUCCACAAGACGGCAAAGUCUGCAGUAAUAAUUAAUGAAGAAGAAAUUGUUACCAAAUCCUGUUGUCCCCUUGAAAUCUAUGCUGUUCCUUCUGCCUUGCUAUCUAGAGCAUGUGUAACAAUCCUCUUUUAAUGCCAACAACAAGAACUAUGACUUAACAAGACACAAGGUACAAUCAGUAUGAAAUGAAAGGAACGUAUGAAUUGAUGCUCCUUUGAUGGAGAUGAAAGUUCUGGGGUUUGUUGGGGAGGGAAGGCGGGGACGCUUUGGAUAAGGGUCUUAAAGCAGUUGCUUCUGUUAACUGUGAAUGACAAAAAUAAAAUCAUCUUCAAUGUUUUGCACUACA
Paramisgurnus dabryanus is the source of this 5636-nucleotide messenger RNA. Lineage: Eukaryota; Metazoa; Chordata; Actinopteri; Cypriniformes; Cobitidae. The record is from RefSeq and is a predicted model, not a curated record.